AAAAUCAAAAUGGGGUUAGAAAUAUUAUUGUGGUCGAUUGUGGCAGUUCUCGCAGGAACAUAUGUUUUUCUGUUCGGUUUCCUUAGGAAAUUAAAUGAAUGGUACUGUGUCAGUAGGCUGGGGAAGAAGCAAAACCCUCUGCCUCCAGGUGAUAUGGGAUGGCCCUUCAUCGGAAACAUGUGGUCCUUCCUCAGAGCUUUCAAGUCCCAAGACCCUGAUUCCUUCAUCAACAACUUGAUUAAAAGGCAUGGAAGAACAAGCAUUUAUAAGACCCAUCUGUUUGGGAGUCCGAGCGUCAUAGUUUGCAGUCCGGAGUUAUGCAGGAAGGUAUUGACAGAUGAUGAACACUUUUUGUUUGGCUACCCUUCAUCGGCAACACAAUUAGGAGGAAAAAAAUCGCUGUACGGUAUUUCAAAUUCAGAGCACAGGCGUUUGCGUAGGCUAACAACGGAUCCUAUCAAUGGCCAUGAAGCACUAGCUUUGUAUAUAGGGCAUAUUGAAGACAUUGUGAUCACUUCAUUGGAAGAUCUGGCUGGCAUGAACCGCCCUAUCAAGUUCUUCAAUGAGAUGAAGAGGAUUGGUUUCAAGGUUAUUGCACAAAUUUUCCUUGGUUCCACUCAGGAAUCGGUUCUUUCGUCAAUGGUGAAGUAUUACACAGAGUUGUUCCCUGGCGUUCUUUCUAUACCCAUUAAUCUCCCUGGUUUUGCAUUCCAUAAAGCACUCAAGGCACGAAAGAAGCUGGUAAAGACAAUUCAAGCCGAAUUAGAUGUAAGAAGAGCGCAGAAAACUAUGGUACCAAACAGGAAGAAAGGGAUGAUGGACUUACUUAUGGAAGUUAAAAACGAGAAUGGUGAAAAAUUGGAGGAUGAGCAUAUCAUUGAUUUAUUGUUGCUGAUCUUGUUCGCGGGUCAUGAAACCACAGCACACACCGCAAUGUGGGCAAUCAUCCACCUCCAUGACCACCCAGAAAUGUUGCAAAAAGCCAAGGAAGAGCAAGAGGCUAUAAUAAAGAGAAGGUCAUCCUCACAGAAAGGUCUGACCCUCACCGAAAUCAAACAAAUGGAAUAUCUACCUAAGGUUAUUGAUGAGUCUUUGCGAAGAAGCAAUUUUGCGUUCUCAAUUUUUCGGAAGGUAGAAGCUGAUGUUAACAUUAAUGGUUAUACCAUACCAAACGGAUGGAAAGUUUUGGUUUGGCAUAGGGCCAUUCACAUGGAUCCUAAUAUUUAUUCAAACCCAAAAGAAUUCCUUCCUUCAAGAUGGGAGAACCAUAGAUUCAAAGCAAGGUCUUUCAUUCCCUUUGGAGCGGGAAGUAGGACCUGCCCUGGAGCUGAUCUAGGCAAACUUGAGAUCUCCAUUUUCCUUCAUUAUUUCCUCCUUAACUACAAGCUUGAAGAGGUAAACCCGAGGGGUCCAAUUAAUUACCUACCCUUGCCACGCCCAGCAGACAACUGUCUUGCAAGAAUCAUUAAGCUCCCGUGAUGCUUUCUAUUGGGACCAAUGACCCCUUUCCUUGCUUCACCUUAGCAAGUAUUCAGUAUACAUGGGUUUAGGCAUAGUGCUGCCAGGAAAGACAGGGAGCUUAAUUUUCAAUUUGUUAACAAGUUUAGCAGUGUCGAGGCCUGCAGACACACCAAGAAUGUUCUUAUUCUUCUUCUUCUAUCCCAUUCCCUUACAUAUAAAUGUUUUCCCUCAUUCUUUCUAGUAGGAAAAUUUUCAGCAGUUGGAUGUAACAUCGUAUUUUUGCUCCAUGUCCG
Molecule: messenger RNA, 1754 nt
Organism: Theobroma cacao (cacao)
Lineage: Eukaryota; Viridiplantae; Streptophyta; Magnoliopsida; Malvales; Malvaceae
Product: 7,8-epoxymelianol synthase CYP88A154-like
Biological process (GO): brassinosteroid biosynthetic process; brassinosteroid homeostasis; sterol metabolic process
Cellular component (GO): endoplasmic reticulum
Molecular function (GO): heme binding; ent-kaurenoic acid monooxygenase activity; iron ion binding
Source: RefSeq, a predicted model, not a curated record